AUGAGGUUUAUGGAGCCUUACAUCAUUGGUAAUCGCCUGGACAAAGACAUCAUUGACCUGGAGCAGACAGCCUUGAAUCUACAGCUGGCCUUGAACUUCACCGCUCAUGUGGCCUACCACAAGGGCAUCAUCCUGUUUGUGAGCAGGAACCUGCAGUUCUCUCACUUGAUUGAGAAUACAGCCCGGGACUGCAGAGCGUAUGUUUACACCCACUACUUCAAGGGUGGUUUACUGACUAAUGCACACCUCCUCUUUGGGUCCACAGUUCGCUUGCCAGACCUCAACCUCUUCCUGCACAUGCUCAACAAUGUCUUUGAACCACACGUGACUGUGAGGGAUGCUGCCAAGAUGAACAUCCCCACAGUGGGCGUUAUGGACACCAACUGCAACCCUUGCCUCAUCACUCACCCUAUCCCUGCAAAAGAUGACUCACCCCAAGCUUUACAUCUCUUCUUCAAUCUCUUCCGGACAGCCAUCAAAUGGGCCAAGGAGAAGAGGAGGCAGAUGGAGGCACUGCAUUGGCUUCAGGGUUUCCAGGGGUCUGAGGGCAGUGGGACAUCUUCUGUACCUGAUAAAAGCCAUUCCCCAUGA
Messenger RNA from Phodopus roborovskii (desert hamster), 591 nucleotides. RefSeq names its product 28S ribosomal protein S2, mitochondrial-like. Gene Ontology annotation, molecular function: structural constituent of ribosome. Gene Ontology annotation, cellular component: mitochondrial small ribosomal subunit; ribosome. Gene Ontology annotation, biological process: translation. The transcript has 2 exons. The coding region runs from base 1 to 591 and encodes 196 amino acids. The record is from RefSeq and is a predicted model, not a curated record. NCBI's taxonomy places the organism in Eukaryota, Metazoa, Chordata, Mammalia, Rodentia, Cricetidae.